AUGCCACCUUCCGCAUCACCGUCUUCGCACACCCACCGCUUCACGUCCACCCGCAUCACACGCCACCGUCUUCACCACCCACCUUCACACGUCCGCCGCAUUCACCGCGCCGUCAUUACGCACCGUCCGUCUUCUGCACCUGCCGCAUUCGCACGUCCACCCGCAUUCGCGUCCGCCGCAUUCACGUCCGCCCGCGACCGCACGCGCCCGUCUUCACGCCCCCCCACCCGCAUUCUCACGCCCGCCGCAUUCACGCGCCCGUCGCAUUCACCCGCCCGCAUUCGUGCGUCCACCCGCAUUCACACGCCACCGUCUUCACACCCACCCGCAUUCGUACGUCACCCACCUUCACACCACCACCUUCACACACGCGCCUCUUCACACACCACCCGCAUUCAUGCAUCCACCCACCUUCGCAUCCACCCGCAGUUCAUGCGUCUGCCGUGCUUCACCCACCCACCUUCACACGCAACCGUCUUCACACGCCACCCACCUGGCCAUCCCCGCAGCUGCACCACCACCUUCACACGCGCCGUUGUCUGCACCACGCUUUCAUCGUCCACACCUUCACACGUCCACCCGCAUCCACAAUCCAUCACCUUCACACACCCACCGCAUCACCCACCCACCUUCACGUCUACCCCGUCUUCGCUCACCCACCCGCAUUCGCACCCACCCGCAGCUACGUACGUCACCGUCUUCACACACCCACCGCAGCGGCCACGUCCCCCACCCACGCCCGCCACCAUCACGCGCCGUCGUCACGCACCUCCCGCAACCGCACGUCCCCCGCAUUGCACGCCUCCGCAUUAUCCCCACCGCGUACGUCCACCCGCAUUCGCCCGCCAUCUUCACCGCAUCGCGUCCACCCGCAUCACGCCCACCCGCAUUCACGCGCGCCGUCUUCACCGCACCCACCCGCAUUCGUACAUCACCCUCUUCACGUCCACCGCAUUCGUGCGUCUGCCGUCUUCACACCCACCGCAUUCACGCAUGAUUCUUCACACCCACCGCAGCCGACGUCCCCCAUUUGCACGCCCGCCCGCAUUCGCACGCCCGCAUUCGCCGCCUGUUCUUGCCCGCCGCAUCCGCAUCAUCCGCAUUCGCACGCCCGCCGCAGCUUCACGUCCUUGCUCGCACGUCCGCCGCGACUUCGCACGAUCCGCCCGCGCCGCACCCGCCCGCAUUCGCACGUCCGUCACCUUCACGCCCACCCGCACUUCAUGCGCCACCCACCAUUUCCGCACAUCUGCCGUCUUCGCUCCACUGCCCGUCUUCGCACGCCCACCGCAGUUCAUGCCGUCCGCCGUCUUCCACGCCGCCGCAUUCGCACCCACAAUCACACACUCAUCACCUUCACGCGCACCCAUCGUCCCGAAACCACCCACCUUCGCCUCCACCACCUUCACGUCACCCACCUUCACACGUCACCCAUAUUCACGCGCCGUCUUCACAAGCCCGCCUGCUUCCACGUCCACCGCACCACGCCAACCGUCUUCACGCCCCACCUUCACGUCACCCACCUUCACACCCUUCACGUCUGCCCGUCUUCACGUCUACCCACCUUCACACCCACCCAUCUUCCGCACCCACCCACCUUCACACGCGCCGUCUUCACGCCACCCGCAGCUUCACGCACCCGCAACCGCACCCACCACCUUUACACCCGCCCACCUUCACACGUCACCCAUCUCCGCAGCCGCCAUUCACGUCCACCCGUCUUCACACACCCGCCACCUUCACGUCCGCCCCACCAUCACACGCCCACCCGUCUUCACACCCACCCAUUCACAUCCACCCACCCGCCACACACGCGCCGUCUUCACACGCCGUCCGUCUUCACGCACCGCUUACCUUCACGUCCUGCCACCUUCACGUCUGCCACCUUCACACGUCCACCACCUUCACACGCAUCUUCACACCCCCACCCGAGCCCACAUGCCCACCCACCUUCACCGUCCACCUUCACACCCCGCACUUCGCACGUCCACCCACCUUCACGCCAUCUUCACACGCACACCACGCUUCGUACGUCACCCACCUUCACCGCCCACCCACCUUCACGCGCCGUCUUCACCCACCCGCCUUCAUACGUCACCCUUCACGUCCACCCGCAUUCAUCUGCCCAUCUUCACGCCCACCCACCUUCACCGCAACCAUCUUCACCACACCCGCCCACCUUGA
Messenger RNA from Homarus americanus (American lobster), 2184 nucleotides. Its product is annotated as mucin-2-like. The coding region runs from base 1 to 2184 and encodes 727 amino acids. The record is from RefSeq and is a predicted model, not a curated record. NCBI's taxonomy places the organism in Eukaryota, Metazoa, Arthropoda, Malacostraca, Decapoda, Nephropidae. The transcript has 2 exons.